AGCGACGCCUCCCCCGUGAAGGACCCCAGGGGGUGAGUGUCCGCGGCGAGUGCCUGAACCCGGCAGCGAAGAAGGGAACAAACAAACAGUCGGAGCGAUGGGGAAAGGCGGCGGCCCGUUCGACCGGCUCCUCGAAAAAGCAACAAGCCAGUUACUUCUUGAAACUGACUGGGAGUCGAUUCUACAGAUCUGUGACCUGAUUCGGCAAGGAGAUGCUCAGGCCAAGUACGCAAUUGGCGCCAUCAAGAAGAAGCUGAACGACAAAAAUCCCCACGUGGUCCUCUACACUUUGGAGGUUCUGGAGUCUGUGGUGAAGAACUGUGGGCAGACGGUUCACGAUGAGGUGGCAAAUAAACAGACGAUGGAGGAGCUCAAAGAGCUGUUCAAGAAACAGACGGAGACCAACGUUCGCACCAAGAUCCUGCAGCUGAUCCAGGCCUGGUCACAGGCCUUUCGCAACGAGCCCAAGUAUAAAGUGGUGCAGGACACCUACCAGAUCAUGAAGGUGGAAGGCAAUACGUUCCCAGAAUUUAAAGAGAGUGACGCAAUGUUUGUUUCUGAAAGGGCCCCGGAUUGGGUGGACGCUGAGGAAUGUCACCGGUGCAGAGUACAGUUUGGAGUGGUGACCAGAAAGCAUCACUGCAGGGCGUGUGGGCAGAUCUUCUGUGCAAAAUGUUCCUCCAAGUCCUCCACCAUCCCCAAGUUUGGGAUCGAGAAAGAAGUCCGUGUUUGCGAGCCAUGCUUUGAGCUGCUGAACAAGUUAGUAAACGUUGGCCUUGAUGUGCAAGACGGAACUGCAGAUGCUGGUUUAAACCGAAGAAAGGAAGAACUUGACACCAGUACCAUGAAAUCCGAGGCCAAGCCACCUGCCACCGCACCCGUCGACCUGCCCCCAGAAUACCUAACUAGCCCUCUCUCCCAGCAGUCUCAGUUACCUCCCAAGCGUGAUGAAGCUGCCUUGCAGGAAGAAGAGGAACUUCAGCUGGCCAUAGCCCUGUCGCAGUCUGAGGCUGAAGAGAAAGAGAGAGCGAGACAGAAGAACACCUACUCCAUGUACCCAAAGGCUGAGCCAAGCCCAGUCACCUCAUCAGCCCCACCGGUCAGCAGCCUCUACUCGUCCCCUGUGAAUUCUUCUGCCCCGACUGCCGAAGAGAUCGAUCCUGAGCUGGCUCGCUACCUGAAUCGGACCUACUGGGAGAAGAAGCAAGAGGAAGUUCGGAAGAGCCCGACCCCCUCGGCCCCCGUCUCCGUUGCGGAGUCGACCGUGCAGCCGGUGGAGCCCCACCCGGCCCCCGUCACGGUGGUGGAGCAGCAGUACCAGAACGGCGAGUCGGAGGAGAACCACGAGCAGUUCCUGAAGACGCUGCAGAACUCGGUGGUGACCUUUGUGAACCGCAUGAAGAGCAAUCACAUCCGUGGCCGCAGCAUCACCAACGACACCGCCGUGCUCUCCCUCUUCCAGUCCAUCAACAGCAUGCACCCUCAGCUGCUGGAGCUGCUUAACCAGCUGGACGAGAAACGCCUGUACUACGAGGGGCUCCAGGACAAGCUGGCCCAGAUCAGGGACGCGCGCGGGGCCCUGAACGCUCUGCGAGAGGAGCACAGCGAGAAGCUGCGGCGAGCGGCCGAGGAGGCUGAGAGGCAGCGGCAGAUCCAGCUGGCCCAGAAACUGGAGAUCAUGCGGCAGAAGAAGCAGGAGUACCUGGAGAUGCAGAGACAGCUGGCCAUUCAGCGGCUGCAGGAGCAGGAGAAGGAGCGCCAGAUGCGGCUGGAGCAGCAGAAACAGACCAUUCAGAUGCGGGCACAGAUGCCAGCCUUCCCACUGCCCUACGCACAGCUGCAGUCCAUGCCCGCUGCUGGCGGGGUGAUGUACCAGCCAUCGGGCCCGGCCAACUUCCCCGCCACCUUCAGCCCGGCGGGCUCGGUGGAAGGAUCGCCCAUGCACACCGUCUACAUGAACCAGGCGGCCCAGCCCGGCACAGCACCCUACCCCUCCAUGACCGUCACCGGAGCAGACCCGGCCAUGGUGAACCCCUACAUGUACCAGACGGCACCGCCCAGUGGCCACACCGGCCAGCAACCCCAGCCCGUGCCCACCACCAACCCCGGCUACUCCAGCUACCAGCCUACGCCCACACACAACUUCCAGAAUGUGGCGUCGCAGGCCCAGCCGCUGCCAUCUCUCCCCCCACCCCAGCCAGGUGGCCUGGGCUACUCCGUGCCCAUGGGCUACCAGCCCUACAACAUGCAGAACAUGAUGCCAGUGCCGCCUGUACAGGAUGCACCCAUGGGCAAUCUGCCCCCUCAGCAGCCCUACCUGCCAGCACAGCAGCCCAUGUACCAGCAGAUGGCGCCCCCUGGAGCACCGCCGCAGCAGCAGCAGCAGCAACAGCAGCAGCAGCAGCAGCAGCAGCAGCAGCAGCCACCGCCGCAGAUCCAGCAGCAGCCAGGCUCCGAGGCUCAGCUCAUCUGCUUCGACUGACCCCCCACCCCCCCUCCCUCUCCCCCCCUCCCCACACA
Amblyraja radiata (thorny skate) is the source of this 2520-nucleotide messenger RNA. It is a transcript of the gene hgs, whose product is annotated as hepatocyte growth factor-regulated tyrosine kinase substrate. Gene Ontology annotation, molecular function: phosphatidylinositol binding; metal ion binding; ubiquitin binding. NCBI's taxonomy places the organism in Eukaryota, Metazoa, Chordata, Chondrichthyes, Rajiformes, Rajidae. The coding region runs from base 98 to 2482 and encodes 794 amino acids. Gene Ontology annotation, biological process: endocytic recycling; receptor internalization. The record is from RefSeq and is a predicted model, not a curated record. Gene Ontology annotation, cellular component: early endosome. The transcript is spliced from 22 exons.